AUGUCAGAAGCUUUACAACAACGUAUCAUUGCACAUAUGAACAAGGAACAUCAGUUGGCCCUUGAAGAUUACCUUGUGAUUUACGGUAAUGUUCCUGUAACCAGAAAGAUUAGGUCAAUCAGGAUGAAAAGAAUAGAGAAGGAUUAUAUGGUAAUCGAAUUUGAUCAUACAGACGUGGAUUUUGAAGUUGAGAAGACCAUUAUUUUUGAGCCUGCUCUAGAGGAUUGGAGCGAAGCGCGGGAUAGGUUAGUGACUAUGGCCAAGGAAGCGGCCGCACGCAGAGGUCUUUCACAUAAACAGAUCGCACAGUUUUCUCCGCCAUCCCUAGCGGGAUGGCUAUUAAUUGCAGUGGUCUAUACUCCAAUACUGUGUUAUUAUAAGAAAAAUUGGUUUUCUUGGAUAUCACUACCGGAAUCGCUGCAGUUUUUGUUCUGGGACUCAACACUGCUUUCUAUCAUUGUUGCAGUGCUCGCAUGUCAUAGUCUUGAGUGCCUGUUUCUCCUCAGAGGAAGAUUGAACUUUUACAGAGUGCCCACUGACUACAUGGUUGAGUGGUACAUAUCUGGUUUGGUCGAGGGCUAUCCUGCGAUAAAGCGAUUUGACGAUCUAAUUAACAAAGCGAACUUACAACCUGGUUCUGCUAAAACUAUGUAA
Eremothecium cymbalariae DBVPG#7215 is the source of this 654-nucleotide messenger RNA. RefSeq lists its product as uncharacterized. Bases 1 to 654 code for a protein of 217 amino acids. The transcript has a single exon. The record is from RefSeq and is a predicted model, not a curated record. NCBI's taxonomy places the organism in Eukaryota, Fungi, Ascomycota, Saccharomycetes, Saccharomycetales, Saccharomycetaceae.